Molecule: messenger RNA, 1174 nt
Organism: Arachis duranensis
Lineage: Eukaryota; Viridiplantae; Streptophyta; Magnoliopsida; Fabales; Fabaceae
Product: 50S ribosomal protein L19-2, chloroplastic
Biological process (GO): translation
Cellular component (GO): ribosome
Molecular function (GO): structural constituent of ribosome
Source: RefSeq, a predicted model, not a curated record
AAGAUUAAAAAAGUUUCACGUACGAAAAAAAAAAUGGAUAGAAGCAGAUAAGAGUGCUACCGUUCCAUCUCUUCCUCAUCGAACACCAUGGCUUCCCAAGUUGUUCUUCAGCAGGCCAUGAUGCUUGGUUCUUCUUCAAUACUGCAAACCAACCUUAAUCAAUGUUUUCCAUCCAAGCCGUUAGGUUUCUCUGCUAUGGUGCCUUCUUUUCGUCGCAACGCACCAUUGAUUUCGAGCUCGGUUUCAUGGCGUUGCGCUCCUCUCAUUGCAAAGCCUGCUACUUUUGUAGCCAGAGCUGAUUCCAAUGCUGAAGGUGCUGACGCUGCUGCUUCGGAUGAUAAUGUCGAAGGUGGAGGAGAAGAAGCAGCUUCGGCUUCUUCCGAAGUGGAAGCCGAAGCUGAAGCAGGAGUGGAAGAACAGGUGGAGGAGGAACCCAAGCCUCCAAGAAAACCUCGAGUCAAGCUUGGUGACAUUAUGGGGAUAUUGAAUCAAAGAGCAAUUGAGGCUUCAGACAAGGAGAGACCAACUCCAGACCUUAGGACUGGAGACAUUGUGCAAAUCAAAUUGGAGGUUCCUGAGAAUAAGCGUAGGUUGUCCACCUAUAAAGGUAUUGUAAUAUCAAAACAGAAUGCCGGUAUUCACACUACCAUUCGAAUCCGAAGAAUCAUUGCUGGUGUGGGAGUUGAGAUAGUCUUCCCAGUUUACUCACCAAACAUCAAAGAAAUCAAAGUAAUAAACCACCGUAAAGUUAGGAGAGCAAGAUUGUACUAUCUCAGGGACAAGCUUCCCAGACUCUCAACUUUCAAAUGAAGGACGCAUGCUACCUUAUUUUGAUUCGUUGCGUUGUUGCAGAAAAUUGUGAUUUUUCUUAACAUUUAAAUUUUCUGGCAAGGGAAUUGAAACAAGUGUAGCCACCCUUUAUUUGUAAUAUUUCAUGUUUAUAGUGUUUUUGUAUGCUUGUUAUGUGUUAGAAAGCCAAGCUAAGAAGAAGGCAUCACUAUUCACUAGUAAGUUCCAAGGAAUAUCAUGCAUAAUCUUUCCACUCUAUUACUGUUAUAACCUGCUGUUGUUCUUAGGUACACUGGGGUAUGGCUUUAUCAGCUAUGACUCAUAACUGAUGAGUAACAGUAAUUAUAUCAACCAUCUGAUCCAUUUUUCUGAUUGUCCUUGUAAA